Clupea harengus (Atlantic herring) is the source of this 1745-nucleotide messenger RNA. It is a transcript of the gene sec13, whose product is annotated as SEC13 homolog, nuclear pore and COPII coat complex component. The record is from RefSeq and is a predicted model, not a curated record. Gene Ontology annotation, biological process: protein import into nucleus; positive regulation of TOR signaling; COPII-coated vesicle budding. Lineage: Eukaryota; Metazoa; Chordata; Actinopteri; Clupeiformes; Clupeidae. Gene Ontology annotation, cellular component: COPII vesicle coat; nuclear pore outer ring. Gene Ontology annotation, molecular function: protein binding; structural molecule activity.
AAGUUGCGUCACAUUUGAGCGGUCGUGUUGCCACGUCGGAAAUAUCCAUCAUAGUCCAUUGCAACUCUGGGCGGCUGCGGCUGUCUUCUCUGUCCUGAGGAAUUGUGAUAACCGUAGUACAUAAAUAACUGUAGCUCCAGUGCAACUAUGGUGUCGGUCAUUAAUACCGUGGAUACGUCUCAUGAGGACAUGAUCCACGAUGCUCAGAUGGACUACUAUGGGACACGCCUGGCCACCUGCUCCUCUGACCGCUCUGUGAAAAUCUUCGACGUGAAGAACGGAGGCCAAAUCCUGCUGGCUGAUUUGAGAGGCCAUGAGGGUCCUGUGUGGCAGGUGGCCUGGGCUCACCCCAUGUACGGCAACAUCCUGGCCUCCUGCUCCUACGACAGGAAGGUCAUCAUCUGGAAGGAGGAAAAUGGCAGCUGGGACAAAAUGUAUGAGUACACCGGCCACGACUCUUCAGUGAACUCCGUGUGCUGGGGUCCGUAUGACUUUGGGCUGAUCCUGGCCUGCGGGAGCUCUGAUGGGGCCAUCUCCAUCCUUACCUGCUCUGGAGACGGACAGUGGGACAUUAAGAAGAUCAGCAACGCACACACGAUUGGCUGCAAUGCGGUCAGCUGGGCUCCAGCAGUGGUGCCAGGCAGCCUUGUGGACCAGCCCACCGGCCAGAAGCCCAACUACAUCAAGAGAUUUGUUUCUGGAGGCUGCGACAACCUGGUCAAGCUGUGGAAAGAGGAGGACGGCCAGUGGAAGGAGGACCAGAAGCUGGAGGCUCACAGUGAUUGGGUGAGAGAUGUGGGCUGGGCUCCAUCCAUAGGCCUACCCACCAGCACCAUCGCCAGCUGCUCGCAGGACGGUCGGGUGUUUAUCUGGACGUGUGACGACCCCUCGGGGAACACGUGGACGGCCAAACUGCUGCACAAGUUCAACGACGUGGUGUGGCACGUCAGCUGGUCCAUCACCGGAAACAUCCUGGCCGUGUCUGGCGGCGACAACAAGGUGACAUUGUGGAAGGAAUCUCUGGACGGCCAAUGGGCUUGCAUCAGCGACGUCAACAAAGGCCAGGGUGCCGUGUCCUCUGUCACAGACGGCCAGCAGAACGAGCAGUGAGGCAGCAGGGCUGGGCAGGGGGAGGGAAAUCCCUCACAUCCACCCCGCUCCAUCCCACUUAGAUGGAUGCGAGGCAAGGCCACCUUCAGUGGAGGAUACUCGACUGCCUCAGAGACUUUUCCAGAACAUUUGUCCACCUCAGAGUUAACACACACACACAUCAGGAAGUGGUCCCAGCAUCUAAAGGAUCUAAGUGCUGUUUAUAUUCUAUGUCUCCAGUCCAGUGUUCGUUGUGGCACUCCAAAUCAAAAGAUGCUUUUUUUGAUGAGGUCGUAUAGAGCAGAGUUAAAGUCUUGUUAUGGUCUUCAAAAUUGAUCGCAAAUUACCAGUAAUUUUGUUCUUCUAGUGCUUUUGUUUAAACAAAUCUUGGUCUUGUAGUUUGAUUGAGAGAGUGUGUGAGUAAAAGCGCCAUGUGUCAGAGUCCGGGUCUAGAGAGUUAACACUGAGAGGAAGAGGAAGAGGAAGAGGAAGAGGAUGGUGCCUGAUCUCAUCACCUCAGUGGACCAUGCUGCACGGGACCGAAAACAAAUAUCACAACCUUUUUUCCCCCUUUUUAUGUGCUUUUGUUUGACUUUUCAUUCAGAGAAUGAACUUUUCUAAUAAGUGAAAUGAAAUAAAAAACAUCUCCAGCUAAA